Pocillopora verrucosa is the source of this 1695-nucleotide messenger RNA. Lineage: Eukaryota; Metazoa; Cnidaria; Anthozoa; Scleractinia; Pocilloporidae. The record is from RefSeq and is a predicted model, not a curated record.
AUGGGAGUUUUUCUCCACUUGUUCUUCACCUCUGUGGUUCUCUCGCAUGGACAAGUUCUAUCAUGCCCAGACGAUCAAUGCCGUAUAUUGGAAUUUCCAUCCACUUUGUUCUUCGUGGGAGAACGUCUUGUUAACCACACCAUAGCAAACAUCAGUGUGAUUGACAGGGACACGUGUGAAUAUCGUUGCUACUUGGACCACAACUGCGUCAGUGUUAACUUUUAUUUUGGAGAAAACGGAGUAGAAGCACACAACUGUGAACUGAAUAACUCAACGGGUAAAGAGUAUGAUGAGGAUCUGGUGAAAGCAGCGAACUACGUAUACCACGGAACUAAGAAUUUUUGCGCUCAAGCUCCAUGCGAAAACUACGGUACCUGCCAGUCAGGAUUUACAAGAAAACGAUAUCGAUGUUUAUGUGCGUCCGGAUACACCGGCCAGGAUUGUGAAAAAGACAUCGGCGGAGAUGCUGAGAAUACCUCCAACAGUAGCAAUGAAAACGCUAUGUGCGAAAAUUCCGAUGUAUCUUCGAAGUGUAUAUGUAAACCUGGAUUCAGUGGGGAUGAACACAAUUGUACAGACAUUGAUGAGUGUGCUCAGAAUACCCACAACUGCAGUAGGCACAAUGCCACUUGCACAAAUACAGAGGGAUUGUUCAACUGCUCUUGUGAUCCUGGAUUCAGGGGGGAUGGACACAACUGUGUAGACAUCGAUGAGUGUGCUCAAGAUCCUAACAGCUGUAACAAGGAAAAUGCCACAUGUUCAAAUACCGAGGGAUCGUUCAAAUGCUCUUGCAAGCCGGGACUCAUUGGGGAUGGACACAGCUGCCGAGCAUUCCAUGCCGUAUUUACAAACCUUGGUGCGAAUGGAAGUCAUGGUCCAUCAGCGUCAGGUAGUCCCUACGCUGGUCAAGAUCAUUACCGACAAGUUACGAUAACUAACGGUAUUCAACAGUGGACCGUGCCGUACACUGGCUACUACAGAAUAGAAGCCAUAGGAGCGACAGGAGGGUGUAAUUAUCGGUACCCUAUCAUUUUUUCGUGUGGAGGUACAGGAGCAAAACUGAUAGGAGAAUUCCGCUUGAAUAUGAGUGAAGUCAUACAAGUGCUUGUUGGCCAAGAAGGAGGGAGCAAUAUCAACGCAUGGGGUUCAGGAGGCGGUGGAGGUACAUUUUUAGUGAGGGGAAAUUCCACGCCAUUGAUAAUAGCUGGAGGUGGAGGAGGCGGGCCGAGAGCUAAAUAUGGAUAUGGAAGAUGUAAUGCCAACACAGGCACAACAGGGAAUGCUGGUUAUACAUCAUGGCCAGGGGGAAGCAACGGAACAGGUGCCCAUCAGACUGCUAGUGCGUACUCAGAUGUUGGAGGUGGCGGAGGUGGGUUUUACUCCAGUGGUGCAGGAAACAGAGACAGCGGUGGUAAGGGCUUUCUUCAGGGCGGAUUGGGUGGACAAGUUUCGUCCAGUUCUCAAAUGGCGGGGUUUGGUGGAUUUGGUGGUGGGGGUGGUGGGGGUGGUUGGGCCCGGUCACGUUUUGGGGGUGGGGGAGGUGGUGGAGGUUACUCUGGUGGGAGUGGUGGAAGGGCUUCCUGCGGUGGUGGGGGAGGAUCUUAUAAUGUCGGGAGAAAUCAACAAAAUAACUUGCAUAACCGGACAUCUUCUGGUCAUGGUUUGGUAGAUAUUACGUUUUUGGGGAAUCAUUGA